This is a messenger RNA of Pseudo-nitzschia multistriata, 4385 nucleotides long. The record is from the annotation of a GenBank genome assembly. NCBI's taxonomy places the organism in Eukaryota, Bacillariophyta, Bacillariophyceae, Bacillariales, Bacillariaceae.
AUGUCUGCGGUACGAUAGCUGAGAGAUCUUUUUGACAGACAACAAAAACAGAACGAGUAGCGAGCCAUCAGGUGACAUAAAAACAACAACUACUUGCUUCAGCAACAACCAAACAAACCUCAAUAGCAUUGUUUCGAAAACGGUAGGGGGCCUAGUACCUGCAUUCCACUUAGUGCAUUACAGUCUCAAUAAACCUUAUUCUCGCAGUACACAGCAGUAUUAUAGUCGCGUUUCACGGGUCUUUUGCCAACGUCAAUCGCUUGCUUGCGCAGACUCUGAAGACCGUACGUGAAGACAGCAAAACUUGCGUCUUUCCUUUCCUUGCCCAACCCAGUUGUCAAUUGCGUUCAAUUCAAUUCGAUUCGAUUCGAUCCAUUUCAAUUCGGUCCGCGAAUUAAGUCAAAUUCUGGUUGCUAUUUUCAUUCCAGAACAUCCUCUGUCAUUCCGUUGAAACCUCGCGUUGACCAGUCAAUUCCCUGCAAACUUGCCUGGUCGCGACGAAAGCAAUUCCUCUCUUUUUGUUCCUUUUUCUACAACUUGUGUAUCCGUUCGGCAUCGAAAGCAAGAGAAAUAGAAAAUCGAAAAAAGCUUAUGCAACAUAGCAUCGUUGUUUGCUUCCUAAACUUCGUUGCAAAUUAUUUAUCCUACUUCCUAUCGGGAAUAAUUUCCUUUGCAAUUCCAAGAAACAAUACCAUGAUGAACGACGACGAUAGCACCGAUGACGAGAGCCUAUUCGGUGACGGUAGCGAUGACGAGAGCAACAAAGAAAGUGCUGCUCCAUCGAAACCGGAAAGUCCACCGAAACCAGCAGCCCCACCCACUCCCGUGGUCCCACCCGCCGCUGCAGCCUCGUCCGCUCGCGUGACGAGGUCCUCGGCGAGGAUUGCUGCAACCACAGCGGCUGCAACCCCAGCAGCUGCAACCACAGCGGCUGCAACCACAGCAGCUGCAACCACAACGGCUGCAACCACACCGGUUGCAACCACAACGGCUGCAACCACAACGGCCGCAACCACAACGCCACCCACACCCGCAGUGAAGGACGAACCCAUUGAACCGACAGAAGCCGUACCACCUCCGGCUCCAGCACCGGUUCCAACACGGGCUCCACCAGCAGCUGCAUCAAACGAACCAUCCACUCCCAACCCCGCUGUGGCUGUUAAGAAAGAGCCAGCGGAGGUCGUUUUUUCCAUUCCGCGAAAAAUCAGUCAUUCCUCUUCUCCGCCGGCAACGAACGAAGCAUCCACCUCCCCUAACAAAAGAAGCAACAGCAGUCCCACGUCUCCCUCGUUAUCGUCUCCCAUUGCCAAAAAGAAGAAACCAAACCCCGGCACGGAAGCAGCUCCCACGAUUCCGCUCGUGGACGAUGCCCGGGCCGCCCGCUUUGGUCUUCCUAAGGGGACCAUGCUGCCAAGAUCGGUCAGCGACGACGUUCUGAAUCAGGGCCGUGUCCUGGACUACCUCAAAUCGCUGGGAUCCGUGAGUCUCAUCAACGACGCCCUCAACGAGUACGACGACGCGGCACAGCUCAAGGGAAAUGAAAUUCGUAACAAGGGAGCCUACCUAUAUGGUGUCGUCAAGCGCUACAUGAACGUUCGGGACCGGGCCUCGGGGGGCAAUGCCUCGGACCUGCCGAUGGGCCGCGAUCUGACCCCCCCCGUCCACCAGCGCCUCCAGAAACUGGUCCGGGACAACUACUGCACCGCGGAGGAGCUGACCAAAAACGAUAAGGUCCUGUCGAAAAUCCGGAUGCUCUCGGAAAAGGACGCCAUGGGUGCCAUCGAGGAGCUCUCUACUGUCGAUCGCAACUCGAUUCGAAACUUUGUUUCUUAUUUCAUGGGCAUCCUGAAUCGUUACAUGCGAGGCGAACCUCAGCCACAAUCCUCCUCCUCUUCGCCGGGAACUAAGGCUUCAGGAGGCGGCGCAAGCAAUGGGAACAACAACAAGAGCAACAGCAGCAAUCAGGUCGGUACCAAAACAAGUCGUGUGUGAAAAUGUUGAUGUGCGGUUGUGACAGUAACCAGUUAAUUGACGAGAGGCAUCCAUGAUACGCGAUGGUUGUAAAGCGUUGAUUGGUGAAGACUUUUUUUUGCUUUGUACCUAUCAUUUUGUCUCACUUAAAUUCGUUUUUGGAUCCAAAACACUCUAAUGAAUCAAAUUGACUUGAAUUCUUGAUUGCCAUCGCUAUCGGUUUCCCCCAUUGUAUGCUAUGAUCAUUGGUUGGAUUUCAUCCCAAAACGAUUCAUCAGCAGCGCAACAAAAACAACAACAACCGUGGUCGUUCGUCCAUGAAGCAAGACCCCAUGGAUGCGUAUCGUCGUGAGAGAGCUCGCGAUCGCAGCAAUAGUUUUGAUCGGCACAACAACAACAACAAUCGAAGGUCUCGCAACCAAAACGGUCCCGGCGGCGGUGGUGUCUCUCAUUACGGGCCCUCGCCAUACGGAAACAACAAUAGUAGCAACAACCAAAACAAAAACCACCAAUAUCCUCCGAAUUCAAAGUAUGCACCCAGCAGUGGUUCGGGUGGACCACCUCCGCCCCCACCCCACAAUGGCAUGGGAGGGCUCAUGGGAAACAACGGAAAUCUUCCACCCCCUCCUCCCCCGCCACCCCCGCGACAAGCAGCGCAUGGUGGGGGUCCGCCGCCGCCCUCGCAGUAUGGGGCCCCACCCCCUCAACAGCAGAUGCAGCAACAGCAGCAGCAACUACCACCCCCACACACCCAGCAUUACGGGUCGCAGCAGCCUCAGCAACAACAGCAACCAGCAAACAACAUGUAUGGGGGUCAACAGCAGCCUUCCUACGCUGCUCAGUCGCAGCAGCAGCCGCAUCAUCAAAUGAUGACCCCCGGAUCGGCCUCGGUAGGGGUGCCUCCUCCUGCAACUGGAGUCCCUUCCAACAAUUCGUACUACGGCGCUCAGAAUCCGCAGCAGCAGCAGCAGUAUGGGGGCAAUGUUGCAGCUUCGUACUCCAAUCCUCCUGCAACCAAUGCCAUGGCUGCACAGAAACAGCCAUACAUGCAGCAUCAGCAGCAAGCAGCGCGAGUCCCUCCUGCCACAAAUGGCUAUGCUCCCCAGCACCAACAAUCACAGCAGCAGCAACAAACGGGAUGGCAGCAGCAGACCCAAAACCAGUCCGUUGCCGGAGCCGCGGGAUUGGUGGACAUUUUGGGCAUAGCUGACAAGGCUGCUUCCGCAGUGCAGGCACUCCAAAACCAGAAUCGUCUCAAACAGCCACAGCAGCAACAGCCAUACCAGCAACAGCAGCAGCAACAUCAACAGCCGUACCAACAAGGUACACAACAGCAGCCGGCUCAACAGCACGCUCCUCCCGUGCAACAUCAUCAGCAGCAAUCGUAUCAAGCGCAACAGCACCAACAAUACCAGCAGCAACCACAGAUUCAGCAGCCACAGCAAUACCAACAAGCGCAGGUUCAGCAGCCUGCGGCCAACAAUCAGUAUGGUGCAUAUGGUCCUCCAGCGCAAACAUCCACGCCGUAUUCGACCGGAGCUCCUCCAUACCAGCAACAGGCGCAGCAACAGCAGCAACAAUAUCCACCACAACAAGGUCAUUAUGGCAAUCAUAUGCAGCAGCAGCAGCAGCAACAACAACAACACCAACAACACAAUCCAUACCAGCACCAGCAACACAACCAGCAGCAUCACCAGCGACAGCAGCAAGAUCGUGAUCCAUAUUCGAACAAAAGGCAAAAACAGGGAAGGUCUAGAAGAACAACUGCGUCCAUGCACGAACUUCUCCCUGUCGUCCAACAAGCAAUUCAUGUAAGACUAUGUGUUCAGAAAUAGAACAAAGGUUCGGUUUGAUUGCGAUUAUUUUUCCUUCACGUUUGAUGGGUCCCGACCCGCGAUUUUCUUUUCUCAUUGCAUCCACUUUUGCAUCGCUCUGUUUCAUUCUACUUUUACGAUUCCCCCCUCCUAUUUCUCUUCCCUCCAGCACAUUCAAAACACCCGCCAGGUCGAUGCCCCCCUCGACGAAGGAAUGCUCGGGAUGAUCAAGGAUCUCCCGGAACACCUGGCGCUCCAGUCCCUCCACAAAUUUUCUUCGAUCGACAAGAACUCGAUGAGGAACAAGACCGCCUACCUCGCGGGUGUCCUCAGGAGAGAGCUGGAACGGAUCCAUCGGCGCUAGAGAGUGCCAUCUGUAUAAUGUUACUGAUGCUGUGUGUCUACCGAACAUUGAAAAUGCGUCGCUUUUUGAAGAAAAAUCUACGUUCUAUGACGGCGUUGGUAUUGAAAGGAAAGGCUACGUUCCAUAAUUAAGUCGUGAUUCGGACGAUUAUUUGAGGAGGCCGGCAUCGUUUCGCAGUCUUGGUGCAAAACGAGAAGGACCACCAACGAAAGGACUAAGCUCGAGUUAUUUUCCCU